CCGACACAGCGAACUCUUAUGCACAAUGCCUUCAACGACCCUGAAACGAAGACGGACCGAGGAUCGUAUGCGCGGGAAGGCGCCCAAGCUAAGAAAGAAGGUCAAAAAACAGCGUUUCUAUCACAGCUCAAGUGAAGACGAGGGAGGCGCCAGAGAUGCUCCCGUAGAACAAGAGAGUAGUGACGAGGAGGUGCAAGAGGAGCAACCAAAACGUGAAAAACCGUUACCCAAGUUCAAGGCGACUGUUCCAACCACGAAGAAAGUACCGAAAGAAGCUUCCCCCAAUGAGGAUGAUGUUGCGUCAAGCGCAGACGAACAGGACGACGAAGAGGACGACAAUAUCGAAGUCGAUGAGUACGAGGAUGGCGAUAGUGAUGCGUCAGAUGCCUCAGACGGCUCAGAAAUUUCAGAGACAUCCACCAACAAUGCGCGCAGAGUGAAGAAGCGAAACGACCCUGACGCAUUUGCGACGUCCAUAUCCAAGAUCCUGGGCACAAAGUUGACCUCACAAAAACGCUCGGAGCCAAUCCUUUCACGAUCCAAAUCAGCACAAGAAGCGAAUAAGGCGCUGACGGAUCACAAAUUGACACUCAAGGCGCAUCGGCAGGUGCUCGCUGAGAAGAAGGCGGCGCAAGAGAAGGGUCGCGAGAAGGAUGUGUUGGGAUUGCAGAAGACGGAUGUGAGCACUGCAGACAUUGUCGCGGAGGAGAAGCGGUUGCGCCGGACAGCGCAAAAGGGUGUUAUCAAGCUGUUUAACGCGGUGCGGGCUGCUCAGAUCAAGGCCGAACAGGCAGAGAAGGAAGCAAAAGCAGCCGGGGUCGUCGGCCUGGCAAAGAGGGAAGAGAAGGUCAGUGAGAUGAGCAAGCAGGGCUUUCUGGAUAUGAUCACAGGGGGAGCAAAGAAAAAGGAGGGUAGCGUGGGGGCAUGAUAUUACAGCUGAGCUGGGCUCGCUUCCUGAAAAUCUAAUGAUACCACGAUUCCUCCGUCCGGGU
Molecule: messenger RNA, 992 nt
Organism: Westerdykella ornata
Lineage: Eukaryota; Fungi; Ascomycota; Dothideomycetes; Pleosporales; Sporormiaceae
Product: Rrp15p-domain-containing protein
Exons: 1
Coding region: 26-928 (300 amino acids)
Biological process (GO): maturation of LSU-rRNA; maturation of 5.8S rRNA
Cellular component (GO): preribosome, large subunit precursor
Source: RefSeq, a predicted model, not a curated record